AUGCCUUCCCUGCCUGUCAUCCUGAGUGUAAUCAAAACGGAAGAGUAUGGCUCAAGGCUAUAUUCCUCCCCCAGCCCAGUGCCAUAUUUGGACCGCAAUGAACAAUUGGCCACUUUUUCGCACACAUUCGAGGAAGAUGAGCUAUCGUACCAGGCCAAUGGCAGAACCCCGAGCAGGGCCCUGCUACGCCAUCUCAAGUCAGCAUGCAAGCUUGCCCACGAGGAUGGAAUUCCAUACAUGUGGUCAGAUAUUAUUUGCGCGUCUACGCACGAUCUGGGGAGGUUGUCUGGUGAAGUGAAUUCGAUGUAUGGAAUCUACAAAUGGGCAGAAAAAUGCUACGCCUAUCUUUCAGACGUCACCAGGCUGGAUGAGCUGAAGUCCAGCAAGUGGUUCAAAAUGGGGUGGACGCUCGUCCAGCUGGUAGCCUCGAGGGAAGUAAUCUUUCUCAACAAGAAAGGCGAAGAAAUAGCGAGGAAGAGCACACACCAGUCCAUCUUGUUCUCAGCCACAGGUAUUGAAAAUAUGGUCUUGAUGAAUCGAACAUCUCUCAGAAACGUGUGUGUAGCCAAGCGCUUUUCGUGGGCUGCUUCACGAAGCACAGUAUCUGAAGUGAACAUGGCCUAUUGCCUAAUAUCUCUCUUUGGUGUUUCUAUGGAUCUUGAGUAUAAUGAGACCUUGGAGGCAGCAUUUCGUCGACUUCAGUUCAAAAUAAUGGAAAGAUUUCCCGACGAUCUGUCCAUCUUCGCAUGGGCUUGCCAGUCUAGUGGGGAUUCUAAUAAAAGCCAACUGCUGGCAAGGUCCCCAUCCGAUUUUGCCAAUUGCGAACAGGUUACAAUUCGACGCUAUCCCUCUUAUCUCAAAGUACCGGUAUGGAACCGACGCUUGAUUACAAGUGGUUCCGAUGGAGCUCACCUCAACCUGCCUAUCCUUUUGAAAAACAACAAGUGUAAUAUCAUACUCAACUGUUCCCUCCCGCAAGCUCCUCCUCAUUUUCUUUGCAAUUCACUCCAAGUGAUACCCCGGAGAGAAGAAUGGGAAGAGGAAUGGGCUGGACAAUAUGAGUAUAUUCGAUUUCAACGCUCUGGACUGGAAGCGGUCUCUGAUCGUACAAUUCAACAGGAUGUGACACGUCUAGUUGAUGAGUGCAUCUACCUCCGUGCAGAUGGUGUCGCAGUGCCAUAUCGGCCUUAA
Aspergillus alliaceus is the source of this 1191-nucleotide messenger RNA. RefSeq lists its product as uncharacterized. NCBI's taxonomy places the organism in Eukaryota, Fungi, Ascomycota, Eurotiomycetes, Eurotiales, Aspergillaceae. The transcript has a single exon. Bases 1 to 1191 code for a protein of 396 amino acids. The record is from RefSeq and is a predicted model, not a curated record.